AUGACACAGAAACGAGUCUUUGAAUCCACACGCACACACACGCCCUCCACCCGUUAUGCACAAAAAGCGCGGCGGAGGGUCGAGGUCAACUCACCCUCAGCUCUUUCUGCUUGUCAAAAUGGUUAUCUAAAAACUCACCUCUGCUACGCUGUCGUGAAAACGUUUGACUGAAAACCUUUGCUGUGUUCCUCUGUUGCACUGACUCUUUUCGCAGUACGGGGGCACUGGAUCCGCAGGAGCGGAGAAAGAGGGAAAAAACAAAUGUUUUCCUUCUUUACCCUGUCGUGAAAACGUUUGACUAAAAACCUCCGCUGUAUUCUUCUGUUGCACAGACUCUUUUCACAGCGAAGAGCGAAGAAGGAGGAAAUUCGUCUGUGAAUCAACUUAGAGGAGAAAAAAGCGCUCUCCUGUACUGGCUGGCCUCUGCGGCUACAGCCGAAGACGAUCUCGACCUCGAGACCUCGAUCUCGAGAAAAAGGAGCGGACCGCGGCUGAGAGAGGACAACGAUGAAACGCACGGCGCGCGGACGGAGACGCAGGGGUCGAGGAUUCGUCUGCGAGUCGACAGAGAGGAGCAAGAAAAAGCGCUCUUCCCCGAGAGCUUCCUGCCUCUGCGGCUACAUCUCCCCGGAGAGCGUCCGGCCUCUGCGCGAUUAUUAAUAUGUGUGUGUGUGUGUGUGUGACCUGUGUGUGUGUUUCUACACUGCUUGUGUAUUGUUUUCUUUUUUGUUUGUUUGUUUGUUUGUUUGUUUUUUGUUUACAGUGCCCUCUGCACGACUGGCCAUCCUGCGAGGAACGGUCACGUCGUCUCUGAGCCGACGUGUCUGUUCUUCUCUUCCGCCGAGCCGGUUGCGUUUCACCUUGAACGGUUCAGUUUGGUAGGUGAGCGGCCGGUUUCGGGGGAACGAGAAGAACGAAUUCGUGGUUCUGAGACGACGCGUCCCCGCUCCUCAUAUUCAGCCUCUGACGCGCCGCGCGCCGACGGAAACCGGGGAUCGAGGGGUUCAUCUGCGAAUCGACGGAGAGGAGCGACACAAAGCCGUCUCCUCCCCCCCCCGAGAGACGACGGCCUCUGCGGCUACAGUCCAAGACCAUCCCGAGGAGGGGGGACCCUCCCCGUAGAAGUGGAAGGAGAUCAUAAAGAAGAAGAAGAAGAAGAUGAAGGAGAAGAAUGGGUAACAGAAGAAAGAGAGGAGCAAAUGGAAAGAGAGGUAGAAGAGGAAGGAGAGCAUAAAGAAGAAAAAGGAGAAGAAGAUGAAGAAGAAAUUGAGGAAGAAGAUGAAGGAGAAGAAGGGGUAACAGAAGAAAGAGAGGAGCAAAUGGAAAGAGAGGGGGGAGAAGAAGAAGAAGAAGAAGAAGAAGAACAAAGGGUAAUAGGAGGCGAGCGAGAGGAGCAAGCGAAAGAAGAUACAGAUGUGUUUUUUCUCUCAAAACACGACAAAAUCAUAUGGUCCUCCGUAGCGUACGAUAAACAAGAGCGGAGUAGAAAAGACAGGAGCGGUGAGGCUACGCCGCCGUCCCCGCACAUGCGGUCGUCGCGUUACCGCCGACGACCGGCCCACCCGGACCGACUGA
Messenger RNA from Xyrichtys novacula (pearly razorfish), 1575 nucleotides. The record is from the annotation of a GenBank genome assembly. NCBI's taxonomy places the organism in Eukaryota, Metazoa, Chordata, Actinopteri, Labriformes, Labridae.